Messenger RNA from Owenia fusiformis, 1421 nucleotides. Lineage: Eukaryota; Metazoa; Annelida; Polychaeta; Sabellida; Oweniidae. The record is from the annotation of a GenBank genome assembly.
GCGGUACGGGAAUCGGUUUGAUGUCAGCAGUUCGUGGUUGAACAACGUACCCAACGGUUAUAUAGAAAUACAAUGUGGAUCGUCCGAAGUGAUAUAACACUAGUUGUUAUUAUUUUUGUCUACCUCGUAUUAGGGCUUACAGAGAGUGGAAAAGAGCAAAGGAAACUGAAGCGUGCUAAUCUGAGACGAAAUAGGAGAGUUAAGGGCGAAUACAUUGUAACAUUUCAUCCUAAUGCCACAACUGAAGAAGUUGAUGGACAUCUUGCGGAAACAAAGGACUUCUUCAGAGAGGUUGAUGUAAUUCAUGUCGGAACUGAGACCCUUCGUAAGAAAUGCACGCGAAAGAGAAAAUUUGGCGGAAGAAGAAGAGGAACUCUUGUGUCAUUAGGAACCUAUAAAUCAUAUGUUGUCACAUGUUUUAGAGAACGCGACCUCGGCAAAAUCACUUCUUACGACAUAGUGGCAAGAGUUGAGGAGCAGCAGAUCAUCCAAGUUGAGGAAUCGUGUAGAAAUAUAGACACAAAAGCAAAAGGUCUCUGGAACUUGGACCGAAUAAACCAGAGGUCGCCAAUCUUAGAUAACAUCUAUAACUCCUCACAAGGACUGGGUUCUCACGUUGACAUCUAUAUCGUUGACAGUGGGAUUGAUAUAAAUCACCCGGAGUUUGGAGGAAGAGCUAUCUAUGGAGAGAACUUUUACAGUAGGGAGAGCCCGAUGGAUAAAGAUGGUCACGGAACCCAUGUAGCAGGUAUUGCAGCCGGGAGCACGGUUGGUGUUGCGAGACAUGCUACAUUGAUCGCUGUAAAAAUAUCAGAGAGAGGGAACGCAGUCGCGUCAUCGUUGAGUGCUGGUAUUGUAUGGGCAGCUAAGAAAGCAGCAAAUGGUACUAAACAGGCAAUAAUAAAUUUAUCCAUAGGGUGGCCUAGAGAAGAUUAUGAUCUCAGCCAUGUUAUAUCCCAGGUGGUGAAGAAAGGAGUUAUAGUCGUUGUUGCUGCCGGUAACGAAGCCAGUGAUGCGUGCCGUCACACACCCGCAAAUGUGCCAGAUGCGAUAACUGUUGCAUCAAGUACAAAAGAUGAUAGAUUAGCUGACACGACCAACAUCGGCAGUUGCGUUGAUAUUAUAGCUCCGGGUGAAGAUAUUCGUUGUCCAGAUUUAAAGGAAAAGUACACAAUCCGUUCAGGCACAUCAAUGGCAACGCCCCUAGUGGCUGGCGUUAUUGCAACAAAUUUAAACUCUGGGACAACCUUUGGUGACCCAUCACCGUAUGUUGUGGCUGAAUGGCUUAGGAGUGCAAUGACCGUUGGCGCAAUUGAUGUUUUGGACUCGGGUACUCCGAAUCUUCUACUUUUUGGAGAACCAUGCGAUGUUUCAGUUACUGAUAUUAAGGGCAUUUGAUUUGUAAUAAAUUGUUUGAUAUA